AUGUCCAUUUAUAAUUUGUAUUUUUACUUGUUUUUUUCUUCUUUCAGUCUGGUUUUCUCAGAUGAAGAUUAUUACCAGAGCAAAGCUUGUUGUACUUUUAAGGGUCAUGACUUUGAAGAUAUGGAGUUUAUCAUUACGGGUAUUUUCAACAAGAACGUUAUGAUGGAGUUCAACAGCACAAGAGGCAACUGGACAGGAUUCUCAGUCUAUUCAAGUGAUGUUGCGAAAAGUUACAAUAAUCCUGUGGACAAAGCUCUAAGAGAAAUUCAAAAAAAAAAACUGUGUUUUGACAACUUGGAGGCCAUCAAGGAGUUAGAUAACAUAGCAUUUACUCCGACCAUCAAACUGAAAUCUGUGAAGCAGUCUGGUGGUGGUCAUCCAGCCAUGCUUGUGUGCAGCGCUUUCGACUUUUAUCCAAAACAAAUCCAAAUGACGUGGUUGCGUAACCAACAGCAAGUGACCGCAGGUGUCAGUUACUCUGAAGUGAUGCCUGAUGGGGAUUGGUACUACCAGAGUAAUUCUUACCUGGAGUACACACCAACUCCUGGAGAAAAAAUUGCUUGUGUGGUUGAACACAUCACCCUCAGUAAGCCAGAGUAUGUGGUCUGGGACCCCUCCCUUCCUGUGGCAGAACGAAAUAAGAUCGUUGUUGGACUGUCUGGACUCUUGCUUGGUUUUGUUGCUGUGAUCUCUGGAUUAAUCUACUACAAGAAAAAAUCUGCUGGAUACAUUACUCUCUGCAACAGGCGAGUGCUGGUUCCUGUGCAACACAUCCCCGCUGAGGAAGCAACUUAACAGUCUGAACAAACAUGUCUUACCAUUCAAGAUUAUCAAAAUAUUGCAAUUCUGUGUCUCAGGUUUUGUUGUGGUCACUUUUAGGUUAUUGUUUGGAUGGUGGUGGGGGCUUUACAGCUUGUGCAGAUUUCUAGCGUAGGCUUCUUGAUCAUGGCAAAAUUAUGGAUGGAUGGAUGAUUAUGUGAUUUAAAAAUUACAAAUUGGUCAUUAACUUAAAACACAUCCUGCUGGCCAGGUCAGCUGCAGCUUCCGUUGCACCAGUGGUUCUCAAACUUUUUCCAUCAUGCCCCACUUUUGGGGAUGAAAUGUGUUGAUGCCCCAUGAGAGUCGAAGCUAGGGGGGUGUUGAAGCAACACAGCGGUUCUAUGUAAACAAUAGAUGGUGACUGUGGAGAAUUUUGCUAGUCGCUAUCCUCCCUGCUGCCGUAUGCUAACAGAUUUUCCCUGUUCCGCUGGGAAAAUUAAUCCCAUUCAACUUUUGUUCUGCAUUGCUUUUUUCCGAGAUCGUUUGCACCCCACCGGUAGGGCACAGUGAGAAACACUGCGUCACUGUAGAUGAAGGCCAGCCUAGACAUUUGAGGAUUUCUUGAAAACAAUCAUUGUGGGGGAUGGAUGGGAAUCUGUUUGAAGAGGGUCAGCAUCUAGUAGCAACCUCCUAAAUUGAACAGCCAUCACUGAUCAACUCCAGAAUUUUAAAAAAAAAGAAGAAAAAAGUCGGUUUGGCAGGUAUACAACUAGUGCAGAAAGGGUUUAAAACAGUUAAAAUAGCCAGGCCUUAGACACGUGGUACUUUUGGAUGUUCCCCAAUUUCCCAAGGGAGUUCCACAGCAGAGGAUUUUACACCACACUACAUGAGGCAACCUUCCCAUGUAUCCAGGCCUGAGAACGGUACUAGUAGCACACUAGGUCAUGACCCCCUGAGACUGGGUUUGUAUCUUCUCCUGGUCCCAGUGAUCACAUACACUACUUAUAAAGAAAACAGAUAUUUACUUGUGGAAAUCUUGAACAGAACUACAUGCACUAUGUGUAAAAGCUGUAGUGUUGAUUUUUGCCUUUAUUGCAUCAUCAUGGUGGCAAGUACCCAGUGAAGGCAGCCAGUGGCUGCCUAAAUACUAGUUCUUAGAACACAACCACCACUGAACUCUGCUUUCAUUUUGAUGGUAUUUACAUUCUUGUAAAGUCUUUCGUGAC
Molecule: messenger RNA, 1985 nt
Organism: Archocentrus centrarchus (flier cichlid)
Lineage: Eukaryota; Metazoa; Chordata; Actinopteri; Cichliformes; Cichlidae
Product: class II histocompatibility antigen, B-L beta chain-like
Exons: 5
Coding region: 1-795 (264 amino acids)
Biological process (GO): immune response; antigen processing and presentation
Cellular component (GO): membrane; MHC class II protein complex
Source: RefSeq, a predicted model, not a curated record